UCCUUGUCUAGUUGUCAUAACAAUACAAAAUGAACAAGUCGAGAUCAAAUUUUAAGGUUAAGUUAAAAAGAUACUUUCAUUAUUUACUUGUAGUUAAAGAUGAUUUUAAUGAAUUACUGAAAUUAUUUUAUCAUAGCAACAAAAGUAUUAUAAUAAAGGUAUAAUUUUAUAAAAAUGGAGGAGCGAGAGAUAAAAAAUAAAUUCAAAACUUUGAAGAAUAGAAUAUCCCCAUUUGUUUUAAAAUCCUUGAAACGUUUGUCAUUCAAAUAUAUGACUGAUAUUCAAGAUGCAGUGUUACCUAAAGCUCUUGAAGGUGCAGAUGUUGUAGCAACAGCAAAAACAGGUUCUGGGAAAACUAUUGCUUUUCUUAUUCCAGCCAUAGAACAGGUCGUGAAGUGCAUUGAGAUUUCAGUGCAAGGAACAUGCUGUAUAAUCGUCUCACCCACACGGGAGCUAGCAAUGCAGACAUACAGUGUUCUGCAGGAGCUUAUAUCUGAACAGGAUACAAUUACUUCUGCUCUUGUCAUAGGAGGUGAAAGUAGGAAGAAACAGAGUGCUGAACUUUCACAAGGCGUGCACAUUGUUGUGGCAACACCGGGAAGACUAUUUGAUCACAUGAGAACAAAAGAGUUUGACUACAAGAAUGUGAGAUGUCUGGUUUUGGAUGAAGCUGAUAAGAUUUUUCAGUAUGGGUUUGAAGAGGAUGUGAAACAGAUAACAAGUCGCCUGCCAAAAAAUAGGCAAACGAUGCUAUUUAGUGCCACUCAGUCUGAGACUACAGAAGCUCUGAUAAAAUCUGCCAUGAAAGAGGAUGUGGUGAUCAUAAACACAAAUGAAGAUAAUUUAAAAGCUACAGUGGAUGGACUAAAACAAGGUUAUGUGAUAAUUCAAACCGAGUAUAGAAUGUGGUGGUUACACAAGCUGUUAAAGAAAACGCGAAACCAGAAGGUUAUGGUUUUUUUCUCCAGUUGCAAGUCAGCAGAGUACCAUUAUAAAUUUUUCUCCAACUUUUGCCACAUGCCUGUUCUGUGCAUACAUGGUAAAAUGAGCCAAGUCGACAGAACAGAAACAAUAUCUCAGUUCUACAAUGCAGAAAAAGGAGCUCUCUUCUGCACAGAUCUAGCGGCUCGAGGUUUGGACAUACCCGCUGUGGACUGGAUCGUGCAGUUUGAUCCACCCUCAGAUACUAAUGAAUACAUUCACAGAGUAGGGCGAACGGCAAGAGGUCUAGGCGCUGCUGGUAACGCAGUGUUGUUGCUAAGGCCUGAAGAAAAAGAUUUCGUCACCCAUUUGAAGGAUGCUAGGGUCUUCUUGGACAAGUACGAAACGUGGGACAACUACUGCAAUUUACAGCCUAAGCUGGAUGAAGCUUUGAAAAAUGAUCUCUUUCACCAAUUAGCUGUCGAGGCGUACGAAGGAUAUAUUAGAGCAUUUGAAGUGAAAAAGUUAAAAAAUGUGUUCAACCUUCUAACCAUGGAUCUGGAUGCUGUUGCCAGGUCGUUUGGUUUGAGCGAAAAACCUGAUGUUGACGUCCGAGUCGGGUUCAGUAAAAAGCAUAGACCACGAAAACAAAUUGCAGCAAUGCUUGCGAAUCAGACCACAUCCAAACGCGUCAAGAGAUAAAACGGAAUUUUGUAAUGUUGCCAGUAGUUUUUAGUGUAA
This is a messenger RNA of Amyelois transitella, 1662 nucleotides long. Its product is annotated as probable ATP-dependent RNA helicase pitchoune. Bases 175 to 1623 code for a protein of 482 amino acids. Gene Ontology annotation, molecular function: nucleic acid binding; ATP binding. NCBI's taxonomy places the organism in Eukaryota, Metazoa, Arthropoda, Insecta, Lepidoptera, Pyralidae. Gene Ontology annotation, cellular component: nucleolus. Gene Ontology annotation, biological process: maturation of LSU-rRNA from tricistronic rRNA transcript (SSU-rRNA, 5.8S rRNA, LSU-rRNA). The transcript has 9 exons. The record is from RefSeq and is a predicted model, not a curated record.